UGUCUGAACAAAAUGGCAGCGGGGCUCUUCAAGCUUCUUUUCUAGGGCAAAAUCAUCGUCGAACAAGACCCAUGCAGGGUUUCAUCCGGUAAAUGAAUUCCGGCAGCCAAGACAGAUUACAAAUACACAUCGAAGAUAUAAAUCAACAGGUCAGAGUGGUUACUCAGAACAAGCAAAUCACUUCCUCUACUCAGUUCAGACUCUUAUCUUCUUCUGGGAUCUCGCACCGUCCUGCACUUGACGCAUCGUUAAACAUCAUGACUAGCAAUGGGAAACAUGCUCUCAUCUUCGGGGCAUCAGGUAUCUCGGGCUGGUCGCUCCUCAACCAGUGUGUCUCAUACCCUUCUCCAACGACUUUCAGACGCAUUACAGGCUUGUGUAAUCGUCCUCUCGCGAAAGAAGAGUCUUUGCUUCCUGAUGACUCUCGGCUGAGAAUUAUUCCUGGGAUUGAUCUCACAGCCACCGUGAACACCGUUAUAGAGCAGCUGAAAACGAAGGUUGAGGAGGUGGAAACGGUGAAUGUUGUCUUCUUCUGCGCAUACGUCCAAACCAGUGACCCCGAAUCGUCGAAAAGGAUUAACACCCAGAUCCUCCGCACGGCAAUCGAAGCCACCAACGCUGUCGCGCCCAACCUAGAGGUCGUCAUUCUACAGACGGGCGGCAUGGGAUACGGACUGGGGUUCCCCAAAGAAGUCAACCUCCAGGCGCCCCUGCACGAGGAUCUCGCACGUAUCCCCGAGCCAUGGCACAGCAAGAUCUUCUACUACAGCCAGUACGAUCUUCUGACGGAGCUGUCCCAGCGACACGGCAAAUGGACCUUCUCAGAGAUCCGGCCCGACGGCAUCGUGGGAUUUGCCCCCGGCUUCAAUGCCAUGAACAUGGCCCACGGCAUCGCGUUCUUCCUCACCCUUUACCGGCAGGUUCAUGGGGCGGGUGCACGCGUCCCGUUCCCGGGCAAGCAGCACGGGUACCACGCCUCCCACAGCGAUACCUUUCAGGAUAUCCUGUCCAAGAUGGAGAUCUUUGCCGCGUUGAAUCGCGACCGGUGCGGCAAUGGCUCGACCUUCAAUUCUGCGGAUGGAGAGGUGGUGCGCUGGGCACAGGUCUGGCCGGGGUUGUGUGUGUACUUUGGUCUGGUGGGGUGCGAGCCUGAUGGUAAGGAGAGAGCUUCCAUGCAGGAUUUUGUGGAGGCUCAUGUGGACACGUGGAAGUCCCUGGUUGAGAGCAAGGGGCUGAAGAAGGGAUUUAUCGAGACGCAGAACUGGGACCAUGUUCGCUUGAUGCUCGUGGACUUUGAUUUUGAUCGCCAGUAUUCGCUGGAUAGGGCCCGGGCGGUAGGGUUUCGUGAGUCAAUUGACACGGUCGAGGGUUAUAAGAUUGUUUUCGAUCGGAUGGUCAAGGCGCGACUCAUUCCUGUAUUCAGCUAAGGGGGCUGAUCUUCCAGAAGCCAAAAGUAUAGGCUUGUUGCGUUAGAA
Molecule: messenger RNA, 1475 nt
Organism: Aspergillus uvarum CBS 121591
Lineage: Eukaryota; Fungi; Ascomycota; Eurotiomycetes; Eurotiales; Aspergillaceae
Exons: 3
Coding region: 93-1427 (444 amino acids)
Source: RefSeq, a predicted model, not a curated record